UUAACUGUUAAUAAUUCUUUUGCAAGCCAGUCAGAUUGCAAAUUAAUUAAAUCGAAAAUAAAACUAGUUGGCAACUCUGUGUUAGUAGAAAAAUAGAUUUUGUGUGAAGUACAACUUUGUACUCAAAAGUUAAAAGUAAAAAUAACUAAAAAAACUCUUAAUAUGAAAUCCACAAUUUCACUGCUGCUGGUUGUCAUCUGCACCGUCGUUCUGGCCGCCCAACAGAGCCAGGCUAAAAAGGGCUGUCAGGCCUAUGGGCACGUCUGUUACGGCGGACAUGGGAAGCGCUCCUUGAGUGCAACCGGCAACGGUGCAGCAGCCGCCAAUGCCAAUGCCAAUGCCGCUGGCCUCGAUCAAGAGUUUGUGCGUCCGAAUGGCUUGCUGCCGAUGCUGGCGCCAAAUGAACAGCCACCCGAAGCUGAAUUCGACGACUAUCCAUCCCGCCAAGUCCUGUACAAAAUAAUGAAAUCCUGGUUUAAUCGUCCGCAUCGACCUGUGCCUCGUCUAGCUGAGCUGGAUUAUCCGCUCUCGAGCUCUAGUGAAAGUUUUAACCGGGAAAUAGCGCUAAAUGCGCUUAACUAAGCUCAAUGACAAUUCAACCAAAUGAAGCACUUUUCAGAACAACAAUAACUACAUCAACAACAACAAAUUACUUACUGAAUGUUUA
Messenger RNA from Drosophila hydei, 667 nucleotides. It is a transcript of the gene CCHa2, whose product is annotated as neuropeptide CCHamide-2. Bases 163 to 582 code for a protein of 139 amino acids. Gene Ontology annotation, molecular function: neuropeptide hormone activity. Lineage: Eukaryota; Metazoa; Arthropoda; Insecta; Diptera; Drosophilidae. The transcript is spliced from 4 exons. Gene Ontology annotation, biological process: neuropeptide signaling pathway. The record is from RefSeq and is a predicted model, not a curated record.